Molecule: messenger RNA, 2178 nt
Organism: Naumovozyma castellii
Lineage: Eukaryota; Fungi; Ascomycota; Saccharomycetes; Saccharomycetales; Saccharomycetaceae
Gene: SOK2
Product: Sok2p
Exons: 1
Coding region: 1-2178 (725 amino acids)
Source: RefSeq, a predicted model, not a curated record
AUGUCCAACAACACUCAACCCAACAAUACAAAUUCUUCCUCUCACAUGCAUAUGCAGAUGCCCAUCUCACAGGGACAACAACAGAACAACGCCAAGCUCAACCAGAAUCAAUUAGAUAAUUCUUCCGCUUCUUCCUCUGCUGCAUCCAACAACAUUAACAACAACAACAGCAACGAUAAUGAAAUGCUGAAUUACUCUCAGGCCGCCGCUAACCCUAACACAAACCAGCAACAGCAAACUAUGCCGACAUACCAAUAUCCAAACCAGGAUCAAUGGCAAUAUCAGCAACAGUACUACCAACAAAAACAACAACAGCAGCAGUACUAUCCGCAGCAGGAUCAACAAUAUCUAGAUCAACAACAGAACAGAUCACAUUCAGGCUCUGAUGCUGGCAGACCGACGUCUACAAUAUCACAACUACCAAACACACAGGCUUACUACUACUAUUAUCCACAACUACAAGUACAACCGCCUCAACAACAGCAACAACAAGUAAAUUAUCAAUAUCCUCAACAGCAACAGCAACCAACUGCUGCUACUACUGCUGCUGCCGCACAACAAUAUUACUAUUAUGCACCAACUACCACCCAACAACAACAACAACAAUUGUACGAUGAUCCAGCAUACUACCAACAACAACAACUUUACCAACAAGCAAUCUCACCCUACCAAAUGCAAGCACAAAUAAACUCAUACCAACCAGCACAACCGGCACCACCACCACCACAACCAGCAACAAUAGUAGCAAUAUCACCGCAAAAUAAUAAAGAAUCAAAGGAUAAUAACAAGAAUUCAAACUAUCCGAACCCUUCCACAUAUCAGUAUCCAGGGUUCCAAAAGGGACAAACUCAACAACAACCCUCUCAUCAAUACACACAUUCAUUCUCUGCGAUUUCCACCUCUCCGGAAUUGAUGGCUGCUAAUGAAGUCGUAGCAACCGUGUCCACUGUAGAUCAUCCAUAUAUGAAUCCAACAUCAACUUUCGAUAAUAAUAGUAUGGUGGGACGCAACAACAAGAAUAAGAAACAUAGAAGGAAAUUGACCGCUGAUGAUGUUUCGUUGAGUGAUGGAAAGCAAGAAGAUGAACCAGAAGAGGAAAUCUACACGAACAACAACAACAACAACAACACGGAGGGAAUCUUCGUCAAACCAAGAGUAACAACAACAAUGUGGGAGGAUGAAAGAACCAUAUGUUAUCAAGUGGAAGCGAAUGGUGUCUCCGUCGUGCGUAGAGCUGAUAAUGAUAUGAUUAAUGGAACGAAAUUAUUGAACGUGACAAAAAUGACGAGGGGAAGAAGAGAUGGGAUACUUAAAUCGGAAAAGAUUAGACAUGUCGUCAAGAUCGGAUCCAUGCAUUUGAAAGGGGUUUGGGUCCCCUUUGAAAGAGCAAGAUUGAUGGCAGGAAGAGAACAUAUUUUGGAUUUAUUGUAUCCAUUGUUUGUAAGAGACAUUGAAAGUGUAUUGAAACAAACAAGACCUGUCGUGUUCCAUGAAGAUCACGUAUCCAUAAAUAACGUUCAUCAUCAUCAAGUCCAGGACGAAAAUGAACAACCACAAAUCGCGAACAUCCCCACUACUACAACAGCAAGCACAACUAACAACAACAAUAAUGAUUUGACUUAUAGUCAAUAUGAAAAUAAUAACGAAAAACAAUUGUAUCUACCACCACCAACCACAGUAGUACCACCACCACCACCACCACCAGCAGUUCAAACUCAAUUGACUAAUGGUAAUCUCUCCAUGUACUACCCAUCAACAAGUCAAAAUACAAUGUAUGCGACUCAACCACAAAGAUACACAGCAACAACGAAUACAUCCAAUAAUAUUCAUACUGGAAUUGCACCACAACAACAAAUGCCCAACACAAUGUAUCAUUCCAGUCUCAUUCAGCCAUUAAACGAAAAUAAUGGUUCGACAAACAACACCACUCCCAGCACCACCAAUACCACCACCACAACCUCAUCUACGGUCUCCAUCACAAACAACAACAACAACAACACUAAUGAAACCACAUCUCAUACUUCCCCACUACCAGCUAACACCUCGGAACCAUCCAAGGAGGAACCCGCUACAAAGGAUUCUCUUGAAAAGACGAUGGAACCUCAGCAACAAGAUGAAACUAUCAAUACAUCUACGAAUGCUGACCUUAAGGAGGAAGAUAAAAACGAUUCCGUUUAG